Messenger RNA from Penicillium paradoxum, 834 nucleotides. RefSeq lists its product as uncharacterized. The record is from RefSeq and is a predicted model, not a curated record. Lineage: Eukaryota; Fungi; Ascomycota; Eurotiomycetes; Eurotiales; Aspergillaceae. Gene Ontology annotation, molecular function: ubiquitin protein ligase activity; zinc ion binding. The transcript has 7 exons. Bases 1 to 834 code for a protein of 277 amino acids.
AUGGCAAAAAGUAGAAAACACGAGCUGGAGACUGGCACGAAAAAGUCAGAGAAAGCCAAAGUUCUCCCUAGCAAAAAGCCGAGAAACGAGACUACCGAUCCCGCUCCAGCAGCAGAUCUCAGUUCCCAGAAGGGCGUGCAUAUGGUAGAGAAACGGGCUCGUCCCUGGGUGGACGAGCAGCCUCGUGCUUAUCACCCUGCUCUGAAAGCCCAGUGGAAAGAUGAAUUGUUCAUCAUUGACCAUGAGAUUGCCGAGACGAAGGAUGGGCUGAAGAUCACAUUUGAUGUGGUCGGCUCGACUGGAAAUGUCUACAAAGUAGUCAUUGGCAAGGUGCCUACCUGCGAGUGCCCUUCCUACCGCUACCGUGGACCAUGUAAGCACAUUGGCUUUGUCCUGCACGAGGCGAUGGGUGCGCCUGCCGAGCUGGUGUACCAGAAGGCAUUCUUGCAGUCUGAGUUAACUAAGAUGCUUUCCGAGUCACCUCUGAAAAGAAUAGUUGACGAAACAGCCGUUUCCCUCCCUGGGUGUAACGCCCUAUUGCAUGAGCACAACGAAUAUGGGCCGCCAUAUCUCACUAGAGCCGAAAUCCGAGCCGAGUGCCGUCCCGGCAAAUAUGGGAUUGUGAAUGUCGCCGCUCAAUUUGGUAUUCUGGCGUGCAACGCCCGCCGCCAGCCUGUUUCGGUUGAUCCUUCGAAAGCAACUCUUUACAGUGUUGAUCUGAUCCACGUGAAGCGCAAGAUGCCAAAAUUGCAAGGAAUAGAGAUCAAGCCUGAUGAGCACAAGACAGACGGCAAACUUCCCUCGGACACCGAGGCCGAAGGGAGGCCCAUGUGA